Messenger RNA from Rotaria socialis, 1323 nucleotides. Lineage: Eukaryota; Metazoa; Rotifera; Eurotatoria; Philodinida; Philodinidae. The record is from the annotation of a GenBank genome assembly.
AUGACUGCAGCUGCAUGUCGCACAUCAGCUCCAAUUAUCUAUCAAAUACAAGUAAUCUCAACACAAUCACAAUUCACACCGGUUUUACCUCGAACUUCAAUAUCAUCGUCAGCUUCCUCAAUUAAUUCAGCUUCAGAAAUUCGCAAAUCAAUCAGAUUCAAAAAUACAACCACAAAUGAUAUAAACAAUAAUGACCAACAAGUAACCAAUACAUCUAUUCAGGAGAUUCGAGAUGUAGAAAAUAAUGAUGAAACAGUGGUAGAUAUCGAUAAGGAACAAUAUCUGGCAUUGGUUGGCCUUCGGCGGAAGACUAAAAGUCCUUCGAAGUGUAUUUCAACAUUACGGCCAUUAGUAAAAAGAUUAGCAGCUCCAAUUUGUUUACUUCCAUUACCAAAAAAUGGUCAACGUGUGCGACAAGCUUUAUAUAUUUUAUUGCCAUUCUUAAAAUUUUUAUCAAUUAUCCAUGAUAUUGAACUAUAUUGUUCGCCGAAUGAUCAAGCAAAAGAUGGAUGUCUCCUAACACGUUCAGUAACACAGACACGUACAUCGGAGCCAAUAAACAAAAAGACAAACAAACGAAAAGUAUCCAAGCCAGAAUUUAUCAGUAUGGCUUCGAAUGCUUUUCGUAAUAAUACAAGACGAACUCCGAUGAGUCAAUAUAUUCAUUCGACUCUACAAUGCAAUGUUGUUGUUGAUCGUUUGGAACAAUCAGCUAUUGAUCAGAUAAUGAAAAAAUCAAUCGAAAAUAAUCAAACAAGCAUUGCUAUGACAUCAAAAGUAAAACGAUCCCUACGAAGUUCAUCUCAACAAGAAUGUUCUUCUCUUUCCGAAGUUCGCCUCUCGUUAAAUCAAACAACAACAAAAACUACAACAACACGAACAACGAUAACAACAAUGACAACCGAAAAAACAACUGUUAAACAAAAAUCGACAACACCAGCGUAUAAUGAUUCAAAGCGUUUAAAAAAAACAAUUGAUAAUAAUUCAAUUGAUAAAUUUGAUAAUAAUAAUCAUGCAACAUUAGCAUAUCAACGGAUUUAUUUAAAAUGUUUUGUUUGCUCAAAGCGUGAAUAUAUCGAUGUUGAAUCUAGCAAUAGUGACAUAUUACAUUCACAUUGGCUGGAACACGGUAAUAAUUUAUCAUUGAAUAUAUAUGAUUCGAUAAUAGAUUCAAUUUUAACACGUGUUGUCGAAUUUUUUCAUUUUCCUAAAAGACAUACAUUAGACGGAAAAAUUCAAACUGUAUUUAUAUUAAAUUCAAAAGAAAUACGUAAGACUCCAUCUAAUGUAGUAGAUGAUGAUGCUUGUAUAGUUCUCGAUUAA